This is a messenger RNA of Musa acuminata subsp. malaccensis (wild Malaysian banana), 1411 nucleotides long. Its product is annotated as ethylene-responsive transcription factor 1. Gene Ontology annotation, molecular function: DNA binding; DNA-binding transcription factor activity. NCBI's taxonomy places the organism in Eukaryota, Viridiplantae, Streptophyta, Magnoliopsida, Zingiberales, Musaceae. Gene Ontology annotation, biological process: ethylene-activated signaling pathway; regulation of DNA-templated transcription. The record is from RefSeq and is a predicted model, not a curated record.
UACUAUAAAAAACCCUUCUUCUUCAACUAUGAGGAGAGAAGCAAAGAAGACGGGGAGUCGGAAGAAUUCCAAGCUGUAAAGGAGCGAUUUUUGAGGUUCCAGAGAUGUGUGGGGGCGCGAUCAUCUCCGACUUCAUUCCGCUGGCGACGGCGGCGUCGCAGCGGGUGAUGGCGGAGCACCUGUGGCCGGGCCUCGAGAAGGGUAAGCAGACGACGAGGAGGCGUCGGAGAGGGGUGGAGGUCCCGGACGAUGACGACGACGACGACGACUUCGAAGCUGACUUCCAGGAGUUCAGCGAUGAGACCCAGGUGGACGAGUUCGAUGCCGUGCACUUCGGCUUUGGAUCGGAAGCCCCGUUCCCGCGAGAUGGCUCACCAAAGUCUGUAUAUCUUGAUGGACCUGCCAUAAAAUCAAGCAAAAGAAAAAGAAAGAAUCGAUACAUAGGAAUCCGCCAACGACCGUGGGGCAAGUGGGCAGCUGAAAUCAGAGAUCCUAACAAAGGAAUUCGUGUUUGGCUUGGAACCUUCAACACAGCUGAAGAGGCUGCCAGAGCCUACGACGCUGAAGCCCAUCGGCUUCGGGGUAAGAAUGCCAAGGUGAACUUCCCGACAGGAGCAGCAUCAUUGAGUUCACGCAAACGCUCAUCAAAGCCUACUGCUUCAGUAAUACCAAAACCAAAGGUGUUGGAAAAACUUGACUGCAACCAGAAUUCCAACUAUCUUUGUGACCAAGAUUCUGAACUCUAUUCAACGUUCAUGGAAGAUCAGGAACUUACGAAGCCUGAUCACCUGAAUCCUGUUACCACAAUAAAGUCUUCAGCACCUUUAGAAGAAGCUGCUUUGAAUUUUCACUCUGAUGAGGGAAGUAAUUCUCUUGGUUAUGCUGACUUUGUAUGGGAAUUUGAUGCCAAGACCCCAGAGAUCAUGUCAAUCCUUGCUCCUAUCGAACCUGAGUUAUUUGAAGAUGGUGGCCCUCACAAGAAACUGAGAAGUGAUAUUUCUGGAGUUGAACUCUCCGAGGAGUUAUAUGCCAAUGAACCAUACAUGAAGUUCCUCCCUACCCCGUACUUUGAGGGGAGCUCAGAUGCAUCAAUGGACAGCCUAUUUGGUGGUGCGGAUCUCUGGAGUUUCGAUGACUUGCCUAUGGAGGCAGUGUUUACUGAGGGGAUAUGAUCCUCGCCAUUGGUGUUCCAGAAAGAGCAAAUAAAUAAUACAAUGUUGAUGAAGGAUUUUGGAGGACUGGAAACAUUGGCAAGCUGUCAUGAAGUUCUUGUAAUUUGCCGUGCAAAAGUGCCUUCAAGAACACUUCUUGUUAUCUUGUGAUGUAUCUCAAUUAUUAGUCUUUGGACCCGUUUCUCGUUGUGUAAUAAAUAAUGCUUUCUUGCAAGUUAAUUCCAUGUUGAUUUGGAACA